Molecule: messenger RNA, 7044 nt
Organism: Tremella mesenterica DSM 1558
Lineage: Eukaryota; Fungi; Basidiomycota; Tremellomycetes; Tremellales; Tremellaceae
Exons: 13
Coding region: 1-7044 (2347 amino acids)
Source: RefSeq, a predicted model, not a curated record
AUGUCGACUACCAACCUUCAGCUCCCAUUAGAUGCACGUAGAGCUCUAGGUCGACGUCCAGGUGCUGCUCCCUUACCUCGGGUACAAAUUGACACCACCUUUCAAGAAAUCCCAUCUUCACCUAUCCACCUUCAACCACCUUCUCCAACUAACAACCAUGUUUCUCCUUCCUCACCACAAUCACCUAACACCCCAAAACGUUUCCGAAGACCUACCAUCUCCCGACCUAAACAACCACCAAGAUCCACAAGAGGGUUAUACGAAACGCAAAAACUUCUCUCUCAUCUAUUGGACAAGAUCGACUCUCGUCUGCCCGCUCCUGACUUAUUGGACCGAGCUGCAUUGGCUAUCAGAGCCAUCUCUAAACGUGAUAUGGGUAAAGGGAAAGGAAGAGCAUCAAAAAUGACACAAGCUGUGGUCGCUGUCACUCAACCAACAUCAUCAUCCUCAUCAUCCAAUCAACUCGGUCCUAGUCAAGUGGGUAUCAGUAACGAAGAUUACGAUGAAGUUCAUUUGAAAGAAGGAGAAUGGGAUACUGAAGGAGUUUUCGAAUUAUUGGAACAAACAAGAUCUUUAUUGGUUUUAUCAGAUAAACAAGGGUUGGAUUUAUUUACAGAUUCAAGAAUAUCUGAGAAUGGUCUAUAUAUCGGAAAGAAGAAAUCAGGUCGAUUAUCAACAUCACCUGUAUCACCUAUAAAUUCACGUUCGAAAGAACAAGAUUGGAGAAUUGAACAAACCUCGUUCUCUGGUCAAAAUCUCUUAUCGAGGAUGUUGCAUACUCUAUCAACGUUGACGACGAUAGAAGGGAUACAUAAGGUACAUCGAUAUAGACCUUUGUGUCCUCCUAACGCUUUACAAUCAGCUUGUUUGGAUGUUGCGACGUUUCUUUGGCAUAAAUGUGGGAUGGAAGUAAGAAUCAGAGUGAUGGGGAUGGUGAUUGACUCGAUGUAUACUUUCGGGGAAGAAAUGAUUGAGAGAUUAUGUGAAUGGAUUGAAGGUCGAUUGGGUGAGCUACUCAGUAUACUAGAAAGAGAUAGGGGUGGGAGAGAGAAAAAAGAAUCGACAAUAUUUACAGAUCCUUUUGCUUUUACUUCCAACGACCAGAACUUACCUGGAUUCGCCAUUUCGACCGAAGAUACAAAUCCUCCAGAUCCACAUAGUACAACAGCUUCACACGUACCAUCGUACUCUUUCGACGCUAGCAAUCCUUCCAAGAAUGUUGUUGAAGAUUCGAAAACGACAGGAUGGUUACGAUACUCACCUACAACCCCUCACCCCAUAUCCCACUCUACUCAAUCGUCUACAGGUAUAUCAUCAACUUACGGUACAUCCCUCAACCUAUCUCAAACUUCCCACCACAUCGCAAGCUUGAUAACGCAACUCAUACUCUCUCUGAUUUCCAAUAUCGACCUCCGAGCAUCUCGACCCACUACCAUAUUCCGAGUCCAUCGACUGUUCUCCCUCAUCCUCAUUUCCAAACCGGAUGCUUAUAUCGAUUUACUGGAAGUAGCAGCCGUAUCUCCUUCUGUACCCAGUCGAAGAGCUUUGGAACUAUUGUCUUCUUUCUAUCCUCACUGUAUAGGACAUGACAACGUAGCUCGUCGAUUACCUUCUAUGACCUAUUCGAACCUAUACGAACGUUGGUCGAAUAGUCACGAUAGGGUAUUAGGUGAAGAUGAAGAUUCUCAUCAUUUCGUUCCUUGGAAAAUAGAAAACGAAUCUUCUUCUUCAUCAUCUUCUCAUUCCCCAUCAUCAACUUCCCAAUCAUACCCAUCGUUUCAAAAAUGUUCAACCUGUCAACUCGACGUACUUGGAUUUUGUCUUAGAUGUACACUUUGUCACGAUAUUCAACACUUGGAAUGUUAUAACCCUACAGACGAUAUGUUCAUUUACGAAGUAGUAGUUUUAUCUCAACAAACCUCACUCCCUUCUGUGGUAUCAGUGAAAUUUAGUAAAUCCCUUUCACCCACAGAAGAUCUUCUUUUGAUAUCAUCAUCGACAUCAUCGAAUCAUUCACAUACUAGAAGAAAAGUAGGUCAACACGAUUUACGUUUAAUAAACCUUUUCAACCUAGCAAUAUGUAACGAAUGUCAUGAACCUAUUUGGGGAUCUACAUGUCAAGCUAUGGCUUGUUUAUCAGGUUGUCAAAUGUUAUUACAUCCUUCUUGUGUGGAUAGACUACAACAACAAACUCCUUCAAAAAUGGUCCAAUGUAGGUUCAGAAGAGAAGUAGUUAUUGAUGAUAUUUCCGGUCAAGGUGGAAAUCCUUUCUCACUCUCGAGAAAAGAUAUGGAAGAAUCAUACGAACGACAGUUUCCAAACUUGAUGAAGAAGAAUGAAGAUUUGGGCAAGUUAUCCUAUGACGAAUUAUGUGUUUUGUACGGUAUGAUAUGGAUACAAGACGAAAUCCUUCAGAGUGGUCUUUCUGGGGGAUCUAUACGUAUAACCGACCACCCCUCCCGUCCACCAGACGAUGACAAACCCUCGAAUACUUCGAACGUUUCAGCGUCGAAGAUAGAUUUUCUCAAGACAAAGUUGGAAAACAUAGAAAGGGAAAUUUCUACCCGUUAUGGAACCUCUCAACCUGGCUCAUCAGCCCUGGUUAAUCACAUAUCUCUUCAAUCCAUCGAUCAACUUCCCGCAAAGGAAUACAUCUUUUCACACCAUUUCUUGACUUACAUCCGAACUUUACUUCGUUGUCCUUCCACUUCCUCACCUUUACUCGACGGUUUACUCUCAGCACCAAAUUCACCUAAUCCGAAUCAAGAAGAAGAAAUACCAAUAUCAUACGAGAGUUUAAAGAUGUCAUCUCUUGUCCAAACUUUGAAAGUCGAUUUGGACAUCAAUCAUCCUGUCCUCGUUGCAUAUCUAUUGGAUCAUCUUCGCUCUCAAGGUCUUAUUGCCUAUCCGUUCAAAUACCAAUCCUACCAUACCCAAGUACACGUGGAUUCACAACUGUCUCGAACCCCCAUCAAUGUAGGUUCAAAUCUCAGUCCUUCCAACGGGCAAAGUAAUACCAACGUGGUACCUAAAAUCGACCGCGAUGAAUGGGUGUCUUUCGGAUUACCAAUGUUGAUGGAUUCAACGCCGAGUAUAGAAUUGUUAGUAGUUCUGAUAGAACGUCUGUUAGGGGAGUUAGAUCUCACUUUGUUGGAAGUGGGUUUAGGGUUGUUAGUUAGACGAACUUGGCCUGAUGGGUUGUCGUCGGAUUAUGCUUUGGAGAGAUUGGGUAGGGCGGUGAUGGGUUGGGUUAUGACGGAGGACGAAACACUCCAUCUGAUAGUCCGGAAUUACGCGAGUAAACACCUUCAUUCACCUGGGAUCCGAAUCAACCCUCUUGAACAUUCUCAAGCUACAUCCGUAUCGACCUACCAGAUAUCUCGUCAGAAAUUACUGAAUCGUUAUGUUCGACCAUGGGUACAAGCAUUACAUAUCUUGUCACCGGAAUUAUACGCUCAUGUAGUAUACGAAGCUUCUAAAUCUUCUUCCUUCUCACCCAUCUUAGAUCCUUUCGACUCUCCUUCUCCAUUUCAUCCCCUUCUCGAAACCCUGACCUCGUCCAACGAAGAGAAGAAACAUUCAAUUCCCUCUAUCCCUUCCUCCCAUUCCGGUCCCAAGACAAAUUUUCAGGACGAACCCACGAUCAGCCCAUCAUUGUCAAAGGUCCAAGAAGAAAAUCAAUCAAUGGCCGUUAAAAUAGCUACUACGGCAUUGGAGAGAAUAUCGAAAAUAGUAGAUAGCAAAUUAGUCUUCACAAUGUUGCUCGAUAUACUCAUAGCAUGGUUAGAAGAUCUUGGUAGUUUAUCAUCCUUAGAUAUAAUCUACAAACCUUUAUCGAAGUUAUUUGGACAUAUUCAAAUGAAUCCAAACGUACCAGAGGUGGAACAGGGUAUUUGGGGGGUAAUAUCUGAUGUGAUUAAACAGGAUGGAGGAGAAGACAGGGUUUGUAGAUGGUUGAGGGUUUUAGCAGUUUCGAAUGUUGGAAUACCUUGGGAAACAUUGACCGAUUUAAUCGACCUUUCCUCAAAACUCUCAAUUGGAACAGAUCUCCUUAGGUCGACAUCAACAGUUAAGGAUACUUCGAAACGUUCGUUAUCUCUAUCGGCAAAGAUGGAUUUGGUGGUGACUAUCAAUCUCAAUCCUAAACCUUUGGAUUCUAAAGAACUCUUGUCGUUCCUAUCUAAAACCUUUCUCGCUUUCUCGACUUCUCUUUCGGACCAUUGUCAGCCCAAAUCUGCCGACCUCAAUACGAGAACUACACACACCAACUCAACCGAAUACAUCGACCCUUCAAAUCCCAACACGACGGAUUUCAACAGUCCUGCAUAUGAUAGAUCUAUCGAACCUCUCAAUAUAAUACAAGAAACCGACUUACUACAUCUUCUCUUUCUUGGAAUCCUAAAACCAUAUGUUUCUUCUGAAAAUAUCACUAAUACUUCUCUUAUCUCCUCGGAACUCUCAAGAAAACAUCUUAUCAUGUUAUCUAAACGACGUCAAAUCAUCACUUCUUCAUCACUGAAUCCCCAGAUUAUCCAAGUUUGCGCCAAGUUGUUAGAUCUCAAAAGACAUGAUACAGAGAUCAUACUGGACUUUUUAUGGUUGAUAUUGACCAAAAGUUCCAUGAUGGACUUAGAAGGUUUGUGGGAUUCGAAGGGGAAGGGAAAGGGAAAAGAAUCGAGAUCGGGAUUGUUUUGGAGGUUGGUGAGUGUUAAUGUGGGACCUAUGGAGGUUUUGGUGAGAAAGAAGAUGGAAGAUGAUCGUCACACAACUCUGGAAACCCUACUCAUCUUCAUCCUCGAAAUAGCCGAUUCGACACUUUCACAUCCCCCAAACUCUCAUCGAGCAGCAGUAUCAUUACUCAACAUCUUCUUUGACUCUCUGAUGACUUCAGACAAUCUUUCUCCAGAUAGCGCGACAUUAUUGCAAUCUUUAUUUCCUACGCAACUCGAGGCGGUGUCAAGAUGUUAUGAAGAGUUGUUGGUUCAGAGUACGGAUGAUGAGAGGUUUGUGAUUCUUACUAAAUUGAGAAAAUGGCAUAAUUACCUACCUACUUGGCCAGUUCUCUCAUGGUCAUGUAUCGACUCGCUUCUCUCAGAAGUAGUGGCCAACACCCAACAACUCCCCUCUCUUUCACUAAUCGAUGCUCACCUCGUCCGAACCAGUCUUCUAGCAUUAGGACUAGACAUGUUAGCACACGAAAUACCAAUAGAUUACCCAACCAGUCAAAAAUUCCAACAACAUGUAGCUUCCGCUUGUUCACUGCCUUGGCCAGAAUUCGAUAAAGGUAUCACUCAAUUACUUUUUCCUUCUCUUCGAGGAUUACUCGAUUCACCCGUCAAGAUGCAAGUAGGGGGAGGGAUGAGUAAAGUUAAAAAGAUGGGUUUGGCAGGUGGGGUAUUCGUUCCCAUCGUUUUGGCCUUGGCUGGACAGUUGGGUCAUGUGGGUUUUGUGGAACAGAGAUGUUUGUUGGAUAUGCUUUUGGUAACGUUUUUCAAGCACAACUUUCGUCCAGUCGAACUACUCGCUCGAAAAGCAUUGACCACCCUAGGCGAAUAUCUCACUUUUGCAACUUGUUCAGAAAACCGUCUCUUGGCAAUAAGAACUAUCCAAGUAGCAUUGACCAACUUUGACCGACCUUCCAUAACCUCAACAGCGCCACAACUAUUCUCACACCUUUCACGUGUAUUGGUAAAGCAAACCAAAGACAACGAAGAUUAUACGAUAAUCGAACAAAGUCAUAAUUUGUUACAUACGAUUAUCAAAUCGUCUUGGAAGAGCGGAAUGUUUUUGGUGUUAUUCGAAGAUGAAUCUCAUCGCGAAGACUCGGUUCUAGGUGUAGUUUUGAAGAUGUUGGUGGAUGAUCAACCUGAUGAAAAUUCUGGGAAUGGACCUGACAUAAUCCGUGGUAUUAUAUGGGAUAUUAUGGAGGUGUUUAGAAAAGAUCGACAAUAUCUACAAAACGUAUUGAAAUCCCUCUACAUUGUCGUCAAAGAGCAAAGUAAACAAUGGUCAGAAGUAGCUGUUCAAGAUUUUGGGAAUUUCUUAAGUAGAUUGACAAAACAUAUCGCAGAUUUACCUGUUGGCGAAUUUGACCCGGAUUUCUUGUUGAUGACAUGUGCUAGAGUGUUCAAACUUGCUCCUUCUACGUGUGCGGUGAUGUUGCUACAUCAAACUUCCACAAUGCUUCAUCUUGUCCUCACUCGGUCCGACGUCAAUAAAGAUGCGAUGGGAAUAUUGAGUCACGCGGCAGAAGAAUUGUGCGAGAGGGAAAAGACGGAGGACACUGUGAAAGGUGUGGUGAAUGAGUUAUGUGGGAGUAUGUUAAGUGGAAUGGGUGUGAUGUCCGGUACGAUGGGGGUUUUACUUGAUAAGACCCUACUCGAAUCACAAACCUCAACUCUCCAAGACCCUUCGUUACCCCAAUCAGCAACAAACUCUCUCAACCCACAACAAUCCCUCUCCGGCUAUCUUGACAUCCUCUUGCUACGUCAUCCCACCCUUCUCCGACCUCUAGACCCCGAAACUUUAUUCUCCAUCCUUAUUCAAUCCUCUUCCAUCCUUCUCUUAUCUGAAUCGAUUCUACCCGGUAGUCUCCCUCAGAUUCUGACCAAGAUAAUAGACGAACCGGCUCUUAUCCAAUUAAAAAUGUACAACAUGCUCCUACUUUCUUCAAUCUACCAAUCUGAACCUAAGUUCUCUCCUACCAAUCCAUCCCUUUCGUAUCCCCAUAAUCCCUCAUUCAUCCAACAUCCCCAGAUAGCAAGGAAAAGUCUGAUCGGUUUAUUCCCCAUCAUAGCUCGUGUCGGUUGUCUAUGUCUGAAAGCAAGUAGUGACCAUCUUCUCGUUUCUGAUUCAGGAGAAGGAGCCGAGUUAUUAUCAAACGUUUUCAUCUUGCUCCGAUUAGCGCUGUUGGUCGUGAAACUCGCCCAGUAUGAGGAUACCGAAAACACGGGGGAAAGGGUACUAUGGGAUCGGAUAUGGUCAGAAUGGAGUAGAUUAUUAGGAAUCAGUAUGGAAAGUAUUUGUGUCAAUACUGUAAGUUAA